Messenger RNA from Saccharomyces eubayanus, 3207 nucleotides. RefSeq names its product histone acetyltransferase (gene TAF1). Gene Ontology annotation, molecular function: histone acetyltransferase activity; RNA polymerase II general transcription initiation factor binding; RNA polymerase II general transcription initiation factor activity. Gene Ontology annotation, cellular component: transcription factor TFIID complex. Gene Ontology annotation, biological process: RNA polymerase II preinitiation complex assembly; transcription by RNA polymerase II. The transcript has a single exon. The coding region runs from base 1 to 3207 and encodes 1068 amino acids. The record is from RefSeq and is a predicted model, not a curated record. NCBI's taxonomy places the organism in Eukaryota, Fungi, Ascomycota, Saccharomycetes, Saccharomycetales, Saccharomycetaceae.
AUGGCAAAGCAGCAGGAGUCCAGCAAGUCCAACUUGGCUAACGAGGAUGAUGCCUAUGAUGCAAUCUUCGGCGGUGAGUUUGGUACUUUAGAGAUCGGGUCAUAUAUUGGUGCGAACAAAACUACCAAUACAAAGGACUAUACGGAACAUCUACCGGAUGCUGUGGAUUUUGAAGACGAAGAUGAAUUGGCUGACGACGAUGAUGAUUUAGCAGAAGAUGUGGCUACUGGUCCACAUUCAAGUAUGAUGGAUAUGGGUGUGUAUGAUAACAAUGAGAAUAGUGCUGUUAUGCGUAUGGAUUCAAAUAGUUUGAAUCUACAAUUACCUGAGAUUGGAGGAGAAGUGUCUCGAGAAUUUAUUUUGGAAGGUGACGGAAGUGUACCUGCAACAACCAAUGCGUUGUUCAUGGGGAUGGAUGCAAAUGAAAUCCAUCUUGCCACUGAAGCAGGUGUUCUUGAUGCGGGUGGUGGACAUGAAAUUGCUCAUUCUCAACUUUCUCUCAACGACGUCAAUGCUGAUAGUAUGGCAAUGAACAAUAGAUUUACCAUGGAACCUCAAGAAUUUCAGAUGUCAGAUAACAAGCACAAGAAACCCACUAAAUUGGAUUUAAUAAACCACGAAAAGUAUCUUCUAAAAAAAUACUUCCCUGAUUUUGAAAAGGGAAAGAUUUUAAAAUGGAACAGGUUGAUUUACAGAAGGUAUGCGUCAUACCAUUGGCAUCGAGAUGUGUCUAGAGUAAAGAAACCGUUCAUGCCUUUGAACUUGAAAUUCAGAGUCCAACAAGAUGACAAAAGGCUAUUCAACUCGAAGGCUACAUCAUGCCUCUCUUCUAUUUACCAAGGAAAAAACAACAUGUAUCAAGACAGCUCUUCUGCGUCACGUAGAGGUUUAAUACAUGUCUCUAUUGAUGAACUUUUUCCUGUCAAAGAGCAGCAAAAGAAACGCAAGAUCAUUCAUGAUGAAAAGACAAUAUCUGAAGACUUGUUGAUUGCUACCGAUGAUUGGGACCAAGAAAAAAUCAUCGAUCAGGAGACCAUACCAAAUAUGACACCAACGGAGCCAUCCAUAACACCUAACUUGAAUUCUCCAGGUGGUUAUAAGCUGAAGAAUCUGAUCGAAGAUGUUGCCGAGGAUUGGCACUGGGAUGAAGAUAUGAUUAUAGAUGCUAACUUGAAAGAAUCGAAAUAUGCUGAACUAAAUAUGAAUGAUGAAAAACUAUUAUUAAUGGUCGAGAACACUGAUAAUUUAGUGCAGCGAAAGCAGCAGUUAGAAAAUGAUAAUCUAAUAUUACCCAUUAAUGAAAAAACUUUACAACAAAAACUCAAUUUGUCUAAUGAUGAUAAAUAUCAAAUUUUGAAGAAAACUCAUCAAACAAAAGUUCGUUCCACUAUAUCUAAUCUGAAUAUCCAACAUUCUCAGCCCGCUAUAAAUCUGCAGUCUCCGUUCUAUAAAGUGGCUGUUCCUAGAUACCACUUAAGGCAUUUCCAUCGUGAAAACUUUGGCUCGCACAUUAGACCAGGCACCAAAAUUGUUUUCAGUAAACUGAAAGCACGUAAAAGGAAAAGGGAUAAGGGGAAAGAUGUCAAAGAAUCUUUUUCUACAUCCCAAGAUCUGACCAUUGGUGAUACCGCUCCUGUAUAUUUGAUGGAAUAUUCUGAGCAAACACCAGUUGCAUUAUCCAAGUUUGGUAUGGCUAAUAAAUUAAUUAAUUAUUAUCGGAAAGCAAAUGAACAAGAUACUUUAAGACCCAAGCUACCUGUUGGUGAAACUCAUGUUUUGGGUGUCCAAGAUAAAUCUCCAUUUUGGAAUUUUGGGUUUGUGGAGCCUGGUCAUAUUGUUCCCACCUUGUACAAUAAUAUGGUUAGAGCGCCAGUUUUCAAGCAUGAUAUUUCAGGAACGGACUUUCUUUUGAUAAGAAGUUCGGGAUUUGGUAUAAGUAAUCGAUUUUACUUACGUAAUAUAAACCACCUUUUCACGGUUGGACAAACUUUCCCUGUUGAAGAAAUUCCUGGACCCAAUUCAAGAAAAGUUACUUCGAUGAAAGCAACAAGGCUGAAAAUGAUCAUUUACAGAAUUUUGAAUCAUAACCAUAGCAAAGCUAUUUCGAUUGACCCCAUCGCGAAACAUUUCCCAGAUCAAGAUUAUGGGCAAAAUAGACAAAAAGUGAAGGAAUUCAUGAAAUAUCAAAGAGAUGGACCUGAGAAGGGGCUUUGGAGACUCAAAGACGWUGAAAAGCUAUUGGAUAAUGAGGCAGUUAAGAAUUUGAUUACACCUGAACAAAUCAGUCAAGUUGAAUCAAUGAAUCAAGGUUUACAAUUCCAAGAGGAUAACGAAUCUUAUAAUUUUGAUUCUAAACUAAAAUCUUUGGAGGAAAACUUACUAUUAUGGAACAUCACAAAAAAUUUCAUAAAUUCGACUCAGAUGCGAGCUAUGAUCCAAAUUCAUGGUGUUGGUGACCCAACUGGCUGUGGAGAAGGGUUUUCGUUUUUAAAAACGUCAAUGAAAGGUGGAUUUGUUAAAUCAGGCUCCCCCUCUGGUAACAACAACGCUUCGAACAAAAAGGGUACCAACACUCAUAGCUAUAAUGUGGCUCAACAACAACGGGCGUAUGACGAAGAAAUUGCAAAGACGUGGUAUACACACACAAAAUCGUUGAGUAUAAGUAAUCCGUUUGAAGAAAUGAACAAUCCUGACGAGAUCAACCAAACCAACAAGCAUGUAAAGACGGAGAGAGAUGACAAGAAAAUCCUGAAGAUUGUUAGGAAAAAAAGAGAUGAAAAUGGUAUUAUUCAAAGGCAGACAAUCUUCAUAAGAGAUCCUAGGGUCAUCCAAGGGUAUGUAAAAAUUAAAGAGCAAGAUAAAGAAGACGUUAACAAACUGUUAGAAGAGGAUACUUCGAAGAUAAACAAUUUGGAGGAACUAGAAAAACAAAAAAAAUUGCUGCAGUUAGAAUUAGCUAAUCUUGAGAAAUYACAACAACGUAGGACAGCUAGACAAAAUUCGAAGAAAAACAGCGGCGCAACAAAGAUGGAAGGUGCAAUGGACAAUGGCAGCGAGUUUUCCGGUGCAAUAGACGGUAAAAUAACAAAAAACAAAAGCAAAAACACAACAAGAAGAUGCGCUACCUGUGGACAAAUCGGACACAUUAGAACAAACAAGUCCUGUCCGAUGUAUAGUAGCAGAGAUGAUCCAAUUUCACCAAAGUAG